ACACUGCACACUCACUGUGACUCAGCCGCGCUCGCCCUGCCGGAAACAGCCUCUCCACCUCACACACAGCGGUGGGGGGAGGUGACCCAAAACCCAGCCCCAGGCUGAAAGCACAGAGUGAAAGCUUUGUGCAAUUGAGAAAUCCACCCGGGGUGGUGACCCAGACGAGGUGGAGCUGGGCUGGGGGAACAGAUUCCUCUGCACUGCCCUGCGAUUCCAAACGGUGCAAUCCAAGCCUGAGUGUAAGGCCUCCCCGGCAGCGCUCCGUGGGGCUCUGGGGCAGCCGUGGAUGCUGCGGGUGAGGGCAGGUGGGCAGUGGCGUGUGGUCCAAGGGGCUCUUGGCAGGGGCCGGGCCACAGCGAUGGCUAGCACGGGCCCAGCGGAAGAAGACCAGGGGAACAGAAGCAUCCACUCCGACAACAUCCCCACCAUACACAAUGUCCCCAUGAGGGUGCUCAUCAGACCCAUCCCCUCGGUCCUGGAGGAGAGCAAGGUGACAAGCCUCAUGAAAACCAUCCAGGAGGAAGAAGACAGGGUGCCUCCCAUAGACAUCCUCUGGAUCAAAGGCAGCCAAGGGGGGGAUUAUUUCUAUUCCUUCGGGGGGUGUCAUCGCUAUGCAGCAUACAAGCGGCUGAACAGGGAGACCAUUCCUUCCAAAAUCAUCCCGUCGAACAUCAGCGACCUUCGCACCUACCUGGGCGCCUCCACCCCUGACCUGCACUAGGAGCCGCUCACUGGUCAGAACAGACCUUCUGCAACAGACCAGCGGCGGGAGCUGUUCGCUAGGCAGCCUGACUCCUGGAGCCCAGAGCCGCCUACCUUAUAUCAGAGACCCGCUAUCAACCCCAGGAAUGGGAGCUGCCCGCUUGACCCCUCCACACCCAACCUCACCUGCAGGGGGAGCCCUUUGCCGGGCUCCAGGGACUCUGCGCCUGCCACCUGGGAUGUCCCAGGCUGAAGCAGCCAGGGGCACCUGUCUUGCAACGGGAGCUAAGCCCUGGAUGGUUUUCUGCAUGUCUUUGCUGCUGGUCGCCCCAGGGGCUGAGAUCUGACAGGGACCAUGAAGCAGGCUGGGCAGAAAUGCCUCUAUGCAGAGGCCAUGCUCCCGGCUGCAGGUGAGAUGGGGCGGGGUUGCAGCUGCAGGAGUGUCUAUCGAUCAUAAGCGUGAGGGAGCCUCGCUUCCCACUCUCAAUGGGUCGGCAAGGAGCAAGGCCACACAGGGCUUGGGCUCUGACCCCAGAGCCCAGAUAUUAUGGGAAAGGAGGGGAGGUCAGGAAUGUCCCAGCACUCAGCUGGGAAAGGAGGGGCUGUGGGGGAGGGGGAGACUUGGGAUUUAUUUUAUUGCAGGGGGAAACUCUUUUAACCUAUUUAUGUAAUAAAACUGAAUGGGA
Chelonia mydas (Green sea turtle) is the source of this 1391-nucleotide messenger RNA. It is a transcript of the gene SRXN1, whose product is annotated as sulfiredoxin 1. Gene Ontology annotation, cellular component: cytoplasm. Gene Ontology annotation, biological process: cellular response to oxidative stress. NCBI's taxonomy places the organism in Eukaryota, Metazoa, Chordata, Testudines, Cheloniidae. The record is from RefSeq and is a predicted model, not a curated record. The coding region runs from base 290 to 724 and encodes 144 amino acids. The transcript has 2 exons. Gene Ontology annotation, molecular function: sulfiredoxin activity.